AUGACUGGUGCGGAUCGAAGAGAUGUGAAGAGAUUUGUUUUGGUCGGACGAUCCUGCACGGUACACGCACGCACACACACACACAUACACGCGCCCCCGCGCGCUAUGUGCAGUCACUAGGGGUUGGACUGUUCGCGCAACGUUUUCGUAGCCUGGCCUCCACACGGGAUCGAAACUACUAAAUGCUAACUUAAUUGUACGUCUCCUAACGUACUACUCGGCGGCCAUUUGAACAGCUUUGCCACAAGGCGUCAGUAUUCUGGAAAUGUAAGUCUUGGAAAUGCAAUACUGCGUCUCAUACACGUCCGACGUACUAUUAAUUCUUGUCACGUCUACGUGCAUAGGUUUAUCUAUAUAGAUUGACAGUAUUCGUUAUCAAUUAUAGUCAGAUUUACUGUCAACAAGAGCGAACAGUAUUUGUAAUAUUUUACGUUUUUUUUUUUUUCAAUCUUAUUUUACCUUCGAUUUGCCAGUUUCUUGAAAUUCGUUGAAGCUUAAUUUAUUAUCGCUGCAGAGAUCAAGAAUUGUACGAAUACAUGCUGCAGGACAAUAAGUCCCGCACAUGCGUGGCAUCCAAUUGUUAAAUGAGGGUGGUUUCACACGCGUGACUCAUGCCUCAUAAAAUAUUAUGCCCCUCCGAGUUUAAUAUCCAAUGGACGGUUUAACCGUCCGAAGAGUUGCUUCCUAAAAUAUUCUCACAUAUGAAUUUUGCCAAUCGUGAUUCCUUUCCCCUCGGUGUGAAAUUUCAAAUUAGUCGGAUGCUGGAUUUCCAAUAAUAAUAAUAAUAGUAAUAAGUAAGCGAUUAAUUAAUGCCAGCCUAAUUGUCUGCAAUUUUUUUUCUUUCAGAAAGCCCGCUUACUGAUCGAGGUAGCCGAGAUGGCGAGCACGUCGCAGCAGUACUGUCUACGCUGGAAUAAUCACCGCUCGAAUCUGUUGACGGUGUUCGACGAGCUACUGCAAAACGAGGCAUUCACCGACGUGACUCUGGCAGUUGACGGUGGCGUCUCCGUCAAAUGUCACAAGAUGGUCUUGGCGGCGUGUUCCUCCUACUUUCAAAGUUUGUUCCUCGACUUGCCGUGCAAGCAUCCUAUCGUCGUGCUGAAGGACGUUAAAUAUUCGGAGAUCAAAGCAAUCCUGGAGUACAUGUACCGCGGCGAGGUGAAUGUGGCCCAGGAGCAAUUGGCCGGCUUGUUGAAGAUCGCCGAGGUACUGAAGGUGAAGGGGCUUGUUGAGGAAAAUGGGUCCCAAGGCCGUCGUGAAGAAAUCGAAACCUCCAUGUCUCCUCCGCCAGCUAUCAGCACCAGUACAACCGGCAGUGCAGUUCAUAGCAGUGAUCACGCGUCCCCUCCGCAUUCCACGGGAACUACGUACGACAUCUACGGCAAAUCGCCAGUCGACAGAAGUAGCCGUUUACCGCUACCAAUGUGGUCUCUACCGGGGAUUCCCAUGACUCAUUCCAGCACCGGUCACCAGACGGCGACGCAUCAACAUUCUUCUAUGUUGACUGGCUCGUCGCCCAUUUUAACCGGCUUCGAGACCUCACCGUUGAAGCACAAGAAACUCUCGAAUAUGUUGAUGAACAGAGACACGCCGAUUCUGAGGACUGUACUGGGUCAAGGUCACGCGGAUAGCUCCCAAGGGAUCCCCCUGUUGCACCCGGAUAGCCACGAGAAUCAAUUUAGAAAUAGCAGUAAUGGCUCGUCGAACGAGAACGAUAGACGGGCUAGUAUGGAUCUAGUUCACGGGGAACCUGCGCAUAGCCCUUACACUGACGUGUCCAUGAUGGACGAAGAUGAUAAGCAAUCGUCGCCGCAGUCGUACCCUGCGGAUAUUAAACCAGGGAUGGUUAACUACGUACCAGCGCAAAAGCCGGAGUGGAAACGAUACAAGCAAUACACGAGGCACGAUAUAAUGUCCGCGAUCGAGGCGGUACGUUCAGGAAUGAGUGCCCUCCAAGCGGCACGUAAGUACGGAGUGCCCUCUCGAACUCUUUACGACAAGGUAAGGAAAUUAGGAAUCACGACGUCGCGACCAUUUAAACGCGGAUCGAACGGCAGUGGCGCCUGUUUCCCGUACGGGAUCGGUGGUAACGCGAACGGUAACAUCUACAGUGGCGCCCUCUCUGAAAACGAGAACGAAAGUGGCAAUGUGAUCGAGGGUCCUGGGUCUACCCUCGACACGUGUAAAUCGAGAGACGCUCCUGCAGAUAGGGAAAUCGCAGACGUUAACCGCUGUACGUCCAGUCCUAUGGUUCAUUCCGUGAAACAGCCGAGCAACGAGGAUCAAGUCGAGGAUCUUUCUGUGAGUCGUAAGUCGGACGUUCGCGUGAUAGUUCCGCCAACGUCAGUGAUUAAGAACGAGGAGGAUAUUGGCUCUGACUCUUGCAGUCACAAUUAACCUAAGCUAACUGCUUUAUCGCUCACGAUUCAGUCAGAAUAUUGCCACCUCUGACAGAAACUAAACGUACUAUAGAAAUUCGCAUCGUUGCAUGGAGAAGUUUGUAAAGUUUUUUUUUAUUAGAUAAUUUAAGAGAGCAUCGAUUUAGGAGAGAUUGUACGUAAGCGUCAGACGGUGUCUCUGAUUUUCGUUGGACGAAUUUUCUCAAAUUAUCCUCGGCGGACGGCGAUGAUUCUUCGGUUCGCGACAGACCAUACUUCUAGAGGCAGGCUUUUAAUACUUCAGAACAGGAUGAUAAGGAUGAGAAACGCAACCAAACGGAAGCCAAUUAAGUAAGUUUAACGUUUAACAAAUGACUCAGGGAUCAAUAGCGGAGUAAUAUGUAUCGCCGCAAUAAUAAGUCAUAGAGAACAUACGUACAUAAUGUAUUCAUAACGAACCCAGUAUAUGAGAUUCUUCUCAGAUUACUUUGCACAAGACUGAUUCAAGAAUUCGAUACGGGAAUUCAAGAGACUGAAGUAUAAUCAACGAUUGUGUUCCAAAGUUGUUAAAGCCUAAUGCUAACAUAAUCAUGGAAUAUAGUGCCUUCUCUAUUAUUAUUUAUCGAUUUAAAAGGGAAAAUAUAUUGAUGGUUUAUUGAAAGUUGUUGGCAAAAAGAGAAAGGAAGAAAAACAUUGCAAUGUCCUUAUUCGAAUAUUUAAUGAGAUUAAUCAUAUGCAUAUACAUAUACAUAUAUAUAUAC
Heterotrigona itama is the source of this 3139-nucleotide messenger RNA. NCBI's taxonomy places the organism in Eukaryota, Metazoa, Arthropoda, Insecta, Hymenoptera, Apidae. The record is from the annotation of a GenBank genome assembly.